ACCUAAUCGCGCUAUCAAUUACUCGUUUGAGCUCAAAUUGCCGUAGAUGACUCAAGUCCUGCACAUAGCAAAUAUGGAGAAGAAAAAAAAAAGAAAUGAAAAAUUUUUGAUGAGACAUGACAAGAAACUGAAAGCGUCAUAGAGAUAGAAAGAUAACUCUAACUAAAGAAAUCUCUUCUGUUGUCAUUAUUUUUACAUCAUCAUCAACUUUUCAUUUCAUUUAUUCCUUUCGUUUCAUAUAAGACACUACGUUGAAGAUACGAUGAUGGCACCUCCUCCUCCAAUAGUCAUCGAUGCUCAGGCUGUCAGUGGUAUAACUGGUUCUAUUUCCAUAGCAUGUUGGAUUAUUGUGUUUGCUCCACAGAUUUAUGAGAAUUUUAAACGGAAAUCAAGUGAAGGUUUAUCAUUAAGUUUUAUUAUAUUAUGGUUAGCUGGUGAUGUUUUCAAUGUAUUGGGAUCAGUAUUACAAGGUGUCUUACCUACCAUGAUCAUUUUAGCUAUUUAUUAUACUUUAGCUGAUAUUGUAUUAUUAUGGCAAUGUUUAGUAUAUGGUAAUGGGGAUAAUAAAGCAGAUUUAAUUCAUUUAUCUCCUGCUAAUCCUAUUAGUGAAGAUGUAUUGGAAACAGUAUUAUCAAGAGAUAAACAUCAUCAAUCUCAUCAUAUAGUUCAACCAUCAUCAGAAUCAUCAUAUUCUCAAACUGAAAUUGAAGAAAAUAAUGGGGAUAUUAAUAGUACUAGUAAUAACAGUACUAGUAACCAAAGUAAUUCUAAUAAUGCCGACUUGGAACAAGGGUCAUUAAGUCUUUCAUCAUCAAGUUCAUCAUCACAAUCAUCCACUUCAUCUUUAUCUACUGUCCAAUCCAUUUUAGUUAAACUUUUAAUGGUAUCAUUAGUUAUCUUAGCUGGUAUACUAGGUUGGUAUAUAACAUAUUCCAGAGAUAAUGGUAAACAACAUACUAAACCAAAACAUCCAAAAGAUUUACAAUUUGAUCCAUUAGCUCAAUUCUUUGGUUGGUUAUGUGCUAUCUUAUACUUGGGAUCUCGUAUUCCUCAAAUUAUAUUAAAUUUUGAAAGAAAAUCAUGUGAAGGUAUUUCAUUUAUGUUUUUCUUAUUUGCAUGUUUAGGAAAUUUAACUUAUGUGGUAUCUAUUUUAGCCAUUGAUAUGAGUUGGCAUUAUUUAUGGGUUAAUUCAAGUUGGUUAGCUGGUUCAUUAGGUACAUUUGGAUUAGAUUUUACAAUCUUUGUCCAAUUUUUCCUUUAUAAUGAAAAUGGUAAUGGUUCAUAUAGUGAGCUUGAAGAAAGUGAAGAAUCUUCCUUAUUAUCCGAACAACAACAACAACAACAACAAACAUAUGGUGCUUCAUCAUCUUAAGACAUUUAGAUAGACAAUCAGAAUCAGAUCAUAUCUAAUCUAAUCAAAUCAAAUCAAAUCAAAUCAAAUGCCGCUAUACCCUAUCCUACACUAUUAACGAAGAAAAGGUCAUGUCAUGUACAAUUAUUUUUAUUUUUAUUUAUAUUUAUAAUGCUUAUUUAUAAUCUAGGUAGAUAUAUAAAAGUUCAAUAGAAAAGAACAUAGAUUAGAUAUGAUAAAUUGUAGUUAUAAUAAUAAUUAUCAUAUGGUACAAGAAAUGAAAAGAAAAAAGAAAGAAAUAUUCUCGCUUUUAACGUCAAACCCCUCAA
Molecule: messenger RNA, 1680 nt
Organism: Scheffersomyces coipomensis
Lineage: Eukaryota; Fungi; Ascomycota; Pichiomycetes; Serinales; Debaryomycetaceae
Product: cationic amino acid transporter
Exons: 1
Coding region: 263-1372 (369 amino acids)
Cellular component (GO): membrane
Source: RefSeq, a predicted model, not a curated record